AUGCCCUCUAAUAACGACAGCGAACCCCUGGACGAGAACCAUCCCGAUCAAGCCGUUUUGAUUGAUCCUUCCCCGCCAUCUCAGGCCGACCCUUGGGCGUCUCUCGCCGCAGCAGCAUCCAAGAAAAAGAAGAAAAAGGGCAAGGACAAAAAGAAUGGCUCGGCGGCGACGCCAGCAGGAGACACACCUCCUCUCCCUACAGCAAAUGCUGUGAAUGACAAGGUGGAACCCGGGGAGGAUAUUUUUCAGCCUACAAUUGCCCCGUCUCCGCCGACACCACCAGUGGACAAUGGCGUACGUGUGGAUGUGACUUCGCCUAUGUUGUUACCGGAAGUGGACAGGCGUGAUCACCUUCCUACGAAACCGUCGCCAAUACCUUCGGCAACGUUGACAUACUUGGACGAUGAGAUCGAUGCAUAUGUUGAGGAGGAUCUGCUUGGACCAGCAGAGCCGGUGGCAAAAGAUUCACCCGUCUCCUCGCCAGCUCUUCGUUCACCACGUCUCGCCGUAGCGAAGCCCGAACCGCCAAACUCACCCUCGCUCGUAGUCCGCUCGCCAAAUAUCUCGGCAGCCUCUCGAGAGCGUCAGAAAAGUCCUCCGGUACAGAGGCCGGUUUCGAUAGGCAAUGCUCCAUCGACCACCCAAGCGCCAGGGCUGCGAACAGACACAGGCUCGAAGCCGUCCACGUCACCGCACCUCCCUCGUUUCGUUGAGCCUCCUCCACCACACAUGCCCCAAGCGCAUUUCUGGGGAUUGCCUGAUCUGGGAUUGAAUCUGAAACCUCCUGCAGAAGCUGGGAGACCUGCAGGGUCGGAUGGAUAUUGUUGUAGUCUCGAUACUUUCACCGACGCGGGAGAUGACGUCUCAGCACGAAAGGCAAAAGACGCGAUCCUGGUGGGAUCCGAAGGUGGUUUAGAAGUGUUUCGCAUUCUCCCGAACAAGUUGGAAGUCGUCGGGCGUCUUGAGGGAUUGCGAGGAUCGGUCAUGGCUGCAAAGAUCCUUCCUCACACGAACAAAUUUGAUGUCUUGCAGUCACUUCGUCCUUUGGUGGCAGUGGUGGUUCACGGACUUGAGACGCGAGAACGGUCAGACUCGGUACGGCGAGGGAGCAUGGACAGAGGGGACCGAUAUCAGACAACUGUGGAGGUAUAUUCUCUACAGUCGCAGCAGCACAUCGCUUCGUUGUACAAGAGCGCCACGGUCUCUGCAGAAGUCGGUCGGAAUGUCACAGUACCCAUUGGCGAGUUGAGUAUCAACGCUGAAGGGUCUUUCGUCACGGUUGCGUCCGGCCGAAGCGGCGAAGUAUUUGUCUUCACAUCAGCACCGCACUUGUCGACCAGAGAAGUGUCAUUCCGGUGCGUCGGAAAGUUUUGGACUGCGCUGCAACGGACAUCUUCAUCUGCGCCGCGACCCACAAAUGACAGCAUUGCGGGAGCGACAGAAGCACAAGAGGCCCCGCAAAAGCCUUUGUUCAGCUUGAGCUCCCGAUGGUUAGCUGUGAUGCCGCCUCAAUUCUCGAGCAUCUCUAUCUCUGGAACACCUUUGCUUCUUGCCUCGAGCACUGCUCCACCCGGUGUAGCCACGCAUGUCGCUCCGCCACAACCAUUGGUCUCAUGUGAAGUGGUAGGAACGGACAUAGAGGGCACAUGGAGUCGCCUCGGUCGACAGGCCGCUCAAGGUCUAGUCAAGUACUCUCAAAAAGGCAUUGAAAUGAGUUGGCAAGGCUGGAAAGAACUCACCCAUCCGACACCACCGGGCCAGGCUAAUCAUCAGCGCAUCUCCAGCAAAGAAGAGCUAUUUCCGCCUACAAAAGGUCCGUCAGAGGAUCUCGCUCGUCUUGCCAAGGAACCUGCACUGGUUUCAAUCAUUGAUCUGCAAAGUUUGCUCGAAUGGGAAGAUGUGAAGCCGAAAUAUACACCAGCACCGGUCGCUACAUUUGCACUCGUCGAGGGCUGUAGUUUCAUCUCGCUGUCUGCCACAGGAAUCCGGUUAGUGACAUCUAGUCGCAAAGGCGAGGUGUCAACCAUCUGGGACCUCACGCAAGUGGCGCACGGCGUGCCUAAGCAAGUCUCGUCACGUAGAGGUGGACACGAUCUCGAUGAAGACGACUCCGGAAGUGGGCCAUGCAUCAGACAAAUACACCGCAUCGUGCGAAACAGUCCUUCUACGAUUCUCGAAUGUGCUUGGGCCGUGGACGACGAUGCCCUUGCGUUACUGACUGCCAAUGGAACUGUACACCUGCACGAGGUCCCUUCUGCGUUUCUUUCUAGCGCUCGCAAACGUAAACGCCGUCAUGCUUCUUCGUCGAUAUCUACGGUCGGUGCAUCGAAUCCCGAGAAGGCAAAUGCUACAGUCGGCUUGAUCGCGGCAGGCUCGCCUCCUAGUAGCGGCGGGAAUUAUGCCAGCACUCAAGGCUUCCUCAGCACUUUGAAGUCGGGUUGGCAGUCCGUCAGCACACAAGUUUCAUCUUUACGUGAGAACGCCAGCAAUGCAAAUGCGCCAACCACACCGGCAUCAACAACGUCUACUCCCUCUGGAGGAAACCCGGGCAGUGCGGGCGGUCCGGCUUUCCUUGGUGGUGUCCUUCCUACGUCCUUCGCGGGCAUCCGUGACGCCACGGCCGCUGCUGGAAAUCUCGGCUCGCGUGCCGUCGCUCGAGGUCUUAGCCAGGGUUUCACUGCAGCCAAGGGCGGUGCAAGCGACUACUGGCAUGCCGACGACAACAAGAUCCGCGUCGCACUCAACACUGCUCCACAGAACAUCUCUAGCUCCGUCUCUGCCGUCGCAAUCAAUGCAGGCAAUAGCAAAACUCUUGCACUACCUUCGACCCUAGAAGCACUCGCCGCAGCUACAACAGCAAUUGCAAAUCCUCAUCGCAUACGUUGGAUCAGACAUCGUCCGAAUUCCUCUUCUGCGGCGGCCGCUGCUGCCUCGGCGUUGGACAUUGUCAUCAUCGCAGCAGGAGGCGUCGUGCAAGUUCACCCCGUCUCGAAGGUCGUUCGACGCAAGGGUGACGAAUUCAUACGUGGCCUGAAGCACGAGCGUUUCUCCCGCAAGGCUUUCACCCUUGCACCGAUUGCCACACGAUUAAGUCAAAGUGGGAAGAUUUCCAAUGGUCCCUCGUCCGACAAAGACACCUGCGCUGAACUCGGCCCACAUGGCUUCUGGUCACUUCGCCGUAGUCCCACCGGCACUCCCACAAAUCCCGCUUUGGGAGUUAUCCCACCUUCUCACCGUCACUUCAACAAUUCACACUAUGCCGCAAAUGACGUCGAAACCAACCCCCCUUACUGUCCCUUCCAUGUCGAUCCGCGUGUCGCGGUAUUCGCCUUUGAUGAAUCUCCUGGCGGUGGCAACAGCCAGUACGGCGCUCGAAAUCCUGCAGCUAACACUCCGGGCGCGUGGGAGAUUUUCCGUAGCGCAGGCUAUGCAGAUCACGAGCAGCAGUAUGUAGCCCCACGCGGCAGAGGCCGAGCAACAGUAGACACCAGCUCCGGCCCUCGACCCUGGAUUUUCGGUGGCCCAUUGCCAAAUGCCGUGCGUUUGAACGAUCGCGCAGGUUUCCUCGAGGACGAUGGGGCAGGUGAGUUCGAUUUCGACUCUGGGACAGGCGUCGGCGAUGAGACCGGCUUUGAAGACUUUCUCUCGCCUGGCGGUGGUGGCCUGGACGCCCAGCGUCCACGCCAGCGCAGCAACAUCACGGGAGGGAAAGGCGGAUACCGCGACUUUGAUGAUGUCGACGAAAAGGACGAGAACGACCUCGAGGACCUUGAUGAUGUCGACGGCGACCCUGACGGAGCCUUUGCAAGUCAAAUCGAAAGCCGUCUCAUCAUCUCAUCGUCCCGCCCAAAUCUCAAUUCAUCCGACCAGCAGCAGCAGCAGCCGCAGCAUUAUCAUCCAUCCUCAGCCCCCGGCGGUGGGAGCUCUGGAAUCCGCAAAUCCAACAUCGGCAGUCGCCGAGGCGGGACCCUCGACCUCCUCUCCUCCGCCUCCGCCUCCGCAAGCAACAACAACCUCAUGCUCCUCGAUGACGCUGGGGCGGCGGAGCAAUCAAAGGAAAUACCCGGGGCGGUCGUCGAGGAUGAGAUUCGUAUCAAUACGAGGAGGAAACCUGCAGGUGCAGGCAGGAACCGGAACGCACAGCGACAGUCCCAACCGGGAAUUCCGGGUGGGACGCUGAAUGCUAUUGUUAGAGCUAGAGCCGGUGCGGGCGCUGCUGGUGCUGGUACUGAGGGUGGAGGGAGGAAGUCGAAGGCUUGA
This is a messenger RNA of Dissoconium aciculare CBS 342.82, 4260 nucleotides long. RefSeq lists its product as uncharacterized. The coding region runs from base 1 to 4260 and encodes 1419 amino acids. The transcript has a single exon. Gene Ontology annotation, biological process: response to starvation; autophagy. Gene Ontology annotation, molecular function: protein binding. NCBI's taxonomy places the organism in Eukaryota, Fungi, Ascomycota, Dothideomycetes, Mycosphaerellales, Dissoconiaceae. Gene Ontology annotation, cellular component: cytoplasm. The record is from RefSeq and is a predicted model, not a curated record.